AUGAAAAAACGUCAAAAGUAUGUAUAUGUUUUUUAUAAUAUUAUAAUAUUAUAAUAUUAUUAUGAUCUAUGAUGUGUGUAUAUAUAUAUAUAUAUAUAUAUAGUUUUAAUUUUAUUAUAAGAGAAAGAUUCAAAAUAUUUGUUGUUUCAUUAUGCUAGUCAUUUAAUAAUAACUUUAUUUUUAUUAACUUGUUUUAACUUUGUAAAUGGAUAAAGAAAUGUACUCUGCAGAGAUGACAGAAAGUCCCUUGGGAAAAGCAUAUAUAAAUUUGAUUAGUUGUUUCCAAGAGAUCCAACACAUUCUUAACGUUCGAACGGUGAUGCUUGGGGUCAAAAAGGAAUCAGGUAUUGUCACUUGUCUAACCUUUUGAGUACCACAUAGACAAACAGGGCCAAGUGUGUUAGUGAGUGACGAAGGGAAAUAUUUUCUUUUGCCAUCUCAUGGGACUUCUCAUCUCUACAUUAUACAUCGUAUCAAGUUUUCUUAAUUAAAAUGUUUGUUACUGAGUUUUAAUUACUUUAAAAGUUAUUAUAUUUAAAAAUAUUUAAAAAUUAUGAGAAAAUAUAAUAAAUACAAAAAUUUUCAUUUUCUUUUUUCUUUUAAUUCUUAAUUCAAUUUUUGUCGAGUAUUGUAGUUUUGUUAAAUAUUUCAUUAGUAUUUAUUAAAUUUUAUAUAUAUAAUUGAUGUUGUAGUAUUUUGUAGUUUUAAUUAAUAUUAAUUGUAUAAACAAAAUUUUUUUAGAUACAAUACAUUAGAUAGAAUACAACUACAAGAAAAAAAGAACUUGGUAAAAAAAAAAAUUAAAAAUAAAUAUGAAACACAAAAUUAUGUUGAAAGUUUAUUGGCAUAUAUGGAUGUUUAUUUAUUUUGUGGAUUGUUAAAUAGAGCAAAUAAAAUCUUAGUAAUAUAUAGGAAAAAUUCUCAAAAAAAUUUUAAAAAUAAUGGAAGCAUUAAACUUUAUAACAUGCUUUUGGAAGCAUAUGCUUCUAAAAAAAAAAUAGGAAAAGUUUUAGAGUUGUAUAAUAUGAUAAAAAAAGAUUCCUUAACACCAACAUCCCAAACAUAUGCAUAUAUAUUUGAUGCUUUAGGAAGAGAAACUGUAAAUAAUAAACAAAUUGAAUUAUUAAAAAAAUUAAAUAUUGAAAUGAAUGAUUACAAUAUAUCUUUCAAUGAUAUCUUUAAAUCAUAUUUUACAAUUGAUCAAGAAAAAAAUAUAUUAAAAGUAAUCAGGAUACUAAUGCCAGACUUUAAGUUAUCACAUAUUACGUUAGAUACAAACUAUAAAUGUCGAAUUUUAAAAAAUAAUCUAAUGGAAAAUAAUUCUGAAAGUUCAGUGGAAGGGCUGUUAACGAUGGAAGAAUUGAAACGUUGUUUCAAAAUGCAACUUCAGACUGAAUUAGCAAUUGAAAUAGAGAUACCAAGUAUCAAACUGCGUGAUAAAAAUAUAAAAACUAGCUCUGAAAAAAAAAUUGCAGAAAUAGAAAAAUAUUGGAGAAAUGUGGCAUCAGCAGCGUUUGAAAGGAAUUUAAAGUGUUUAAAGCAAAAGGAAUGUCAAUCUCAUAAUGCUUCAAUGGUUUUAUAUCCAUUUUUGGAAGUUCUGGAUAAAAAAUUCUACAUAAAUGCUAUGUUACGCGAGAUCAAACAAUUGGCUAACGGAUCAGAAAACUUUAGCGCGUCUGUUAAAUUAUUAAAUAUUAAAUUAGGGAAAUAUAUUUAUAGGAGAUACGAGAUUGAAAGAAAGAAGAAAAAUGGAGUGUUGGAUAAGAUGAUUGGUAUUUACUCGAAAUACCUUGAGUGGUACUUACAUCCUGAAAAAAUGGCACGUUUAAAUAAUACGAAUGAUCGUAUCAUGUUGCAAUAUUUUGAACGUGAAGAAGCAAAGUACAGUACACCUUUAAAUUUCAUCUGUUUGAAUUGGCCUAUAGAUGUAAUUGUAAAUAUUGGCAAAUUUUUGUAUAAUAUUAUCUUGAACGAUAUUAUGCUUCAACCUGAGAUUUUGAAAGGACAGGAUUUAAAAUAUUCUAUACCUGCAUUUUAUACAUUGUUCAGGAACAAAGAAACUUAUUUGUCGGAAGAGAUUAAACCUCAUCCUUUAGUAUCAAAAUUAUAUAAAACAACACAUUUAGAAACAUUAACGUUUGAUACACUUUUUUUUCCUUCUUAUGGUCCACCAAAUCCAUGGAUUUCGAUAUAUUCGGGAGGAUAUCUUGUAACAAAAACUGAUUUUAUAAGAGUUGGAAAUGAUUCUAACAGUUCAUGGCAUCAACUUAAAAUUACGGACUCGGAGCAAUUAUUUCCUAUAUUUGAUUCAUUGAAUCAGCUUAGUUCUAUACCAUGGAAAAUUAAUACUGCCAUACUAGAUAUUGUAAUCAAGAUUUUUCAAGAUGGUGGUUCUGCAGAAUUAAAAGUUCCUCAAUCAAUUUCGGUAUUAUCUCCACCAAAUCCCGUAAGUAAGAAUGCUACUGUCGAAGAGAAACAAAAAGCAGCACUAGCAAAAGCUCAAUAUAUUCAAAAGAAAGACAAUAUGUAUUCUCUGUGGUGCGACACUCUUUAUAAGUUAUCUAUUGCCAAUCAUUAUAGGAAUAAAAUAUUUUGGCUGCCACAUAAUUUGGAUUUUAGAGGAAGAGUCUAUCCAGUACCUCCAUACUUGAAUCAUUUGUCAUCUGAUUUGGGUCGUUCUUUACUUUUAUUUGCGAAGGGAAAACCUUUAGGUCCAAAUGGAUUGGAUUGGUUAAAAUUACAUGUUAUUAAUUUAACCAGUUUUAAGAAAGGAGAGUCUCUUAAAGAACGUCUUAAAUAUGCAAAUGAAAAUAUGGAUAAUAUAAUUGAUAGUGCUACGAAACCUUUGACGGGUAAAAUGUGGUGGAAACAAUCGGAAGAACCUUGGCAAACUUUAGCUGCAUGUAUGGAAAUAGCAAAUGCAUUGAAGGCACUAAAUGUAGAAAAGUAUGUAUCUACGUUUCCAGUUCAUCAAGAUGGAAGUUGUAAUGGACUUCAACAUUAUGCGGCACUUGGUAAAGAUCAAAUUGGUGCGGAAAGUGUUAAUCUACAUCCAUUUGAUAUUCCAAAAGAUGUGUAUUCCGAAGUUGUGUCAAUUGUUGAAGCGCAACGACAAAUCGACGCAAAAAAUAAUGUUAGAAUUGCACAAAUUUUAGAAGGAUUUAUAAAAAGGAAAGUUAUAAAGCAAACUGUGAUGACGACGGUAUAUGGUGUAACAAAAUAUGGUGCAAAACUUCAAAUAGCAAAACAGUUAAAAGAUAUAGAAAACUUCCCAAAGGAAUAUGUUUGGCAAGCUAGUAUAUAUUUGACUGAAAAUACAUUUCACAGUUUAAGAAAAAUGUUUAAAAGUGCAAGGGAAAUUCAAGAUUGGUUCACACAGUGUGCUCAAAUUAUUUCUUCUAAUUUUUAUCAAAAUAUGGAAUGGAUUACUCCGUUAGGUCUUCCUGUUGUACAACCUUAUACGAAACAACAGUUUCCAAAAAAACGUGUUGGUAAAGGCAACGGGUUGGUAAAAAAACCUGAUACAAUGAAACAGCGUAAUGCAUUCGCACCAAACUUUAUACAUUCUUUGGAUUCCACUCACAUGAUGCUUACUGGGCUGAAUUGUUAUAAAAAUAACGUUACUUUUGUCUCGGUGCAUGAUUGUUUUUGGACUCAUGCUUGUACUGUAGAUAUUAUGAACAAAGACACAAGGAUGUAACGCUAAAUUUAACUUGGAAGAAAUACGCAAUUGUUUUAUCAAUGUACCAUCAAAAGGUACUUUUGACAUUAAUAAAGUUUUGUCGUCU
Messenger RNA from Heterotrigona itama, 3788 nucleotides. The record is from the annotation of a GenBank genome assembly. NCBI's taxonomy places the organism in Eukaryota, Metazoa, Arthropoda, Insecta, Hymenoptera, Apidae.